Siniperca chuatsi (mandarin fish) is the source of this 1469-nucleotide messenger RNA. Its product is annotated as protein FAM181A-like. Bases 214 to 993 code for a protein of 259 amino acids. NCBI's taxonomy places the organism in Eukaryota, Metazoa, Chordata, Actinopteri, Centrarchiformes, Sinipercidae. The record is from RefSeq and is a predicted model, not a curated record. The transcript has 2 exons.
GAGGGGCCUGGGGUCGCUGAUUGGUUCAAGGAAAGCACCAUAACUACAAGGAGUUUAUAUUCAUUCAACUUGUUGAAGUGCUCCUGCUGCAGCCUGGAGAGACGUCUGUGCUUGGACUGUGGCUACGAGAGAGUCUGGAUUCAUCCAGCAGUGAUCUUGAUGGUGGACUACAAGUUCUAACAUGGACUGAUUUGAUCCAAAUCUUUGGCAAAAAUGGCAAACGCAGACAGUGAGGUCAAGACGUUGCUGAAUUUUGUGAAUUUGGCAUCCAGCGAUAUCAAAGCGGCCUUGGACAAGUCAGCUCCGUGCAGACGCUCCGUGGAUCACAGGAAAUAUCUGCAGAAACAACUGAAGCGUUUCUCUCAGAAGUACUCCAGAGUCCCAAGAUGCCACACGCACAGGUCUGCUGAGUAUGGGUGCGCCAAACCGGUAGGGACAGUUCACCAGAGUGUGAAGGUCGCAGAGAAGGUCAGUUCGGAUGCUCAAGGUAUGGAGAAUGUGGGGAGCGCUGUGGAGCAGGUGCCCAUGAGGAAACGCCAACUACCAGCCUCAUUUUGGGAGGAACCCAAGUUGACCCAAACUAAGAGGGAGCACUCACAUUUAGGACUAAGAAAAAACCCUGCGGGCACAUCUGAGGACAGUGAAAACGAAAAUAGGAAAAGGAGUUAUGAUGAUGAUGCAAAGGCCACUCUGUCUGCCUCCAGUCGACGCAGCACUGCGGACAAAGACACGCUGAAAUUAGACCUGACCUCUCACCACUGUGUGAGUGUGUGCGGCUGCUGCCCCUUCCAGUACCACGGACACCAGGUCCUCCACAGUCACAUUGUUGUCCCCCAUCCGCCCCAGGGACUGUGGAGCAAAGCAGCAGGGACUGAAACAGAGAGACCUGUGCAUCCUUAUGGACAGAAAAUUCACACACACGUUGUGGUCAAACCCAUACCGACCAAACCCACCGUCCAGUCACCGAUCUUCAGUGUGUUUGGAUUCAUUUAAUUACCCUACUAAAGGACCAGUCACACACACAAAACAGUGUAAAUAGGACUAAUUAUUUUCAUUUUGUGUUCUACACAGACAACUCUUUCUCUCUCAGCAUUUGUACAAGAGACACUUCCUCAAGCACUUAUUGGAAUGCUUCAUCUAUUUUUAUUGUUUAAAUCUAAAGGACUAAGUUGCACUUGCAGAAUAACUUCAACAUGUUCACUUUCAUUGCCAGUCUGAUGCCUCCAAGUAUCUGAAAACUGACAGUAAGUUCAAAGGUUUCUACUUUUAGAGAAUGACUUGAUGUUCUUUUUUUAAGUACAAAAAGUCAUGCAAAUGAAUGAAAGCAUCCUGUUUUAGUUUCCUCUUUCAACUAUGAGAAUACAAUGUGGGACAUAGAUUGCUUUUUUCUUUGUCAAAGUAAUGUUUGAUAGGCACAUUUGAAACAAUGGCUUUUAUUUUUAAAUAAAUGAUUCAACUUCUCUAAAGAA